Messenger RNA from Entrophospora sp. SA101, 981 nucleotides. The record is from the annotation of a GenBank genome assembly. Lineage: Eukaryota; Fungi; Glomeromycota; Glomeromycetes; Entrophosporales; Entrophosporaceae.
AUGAGAGUAAAUGUUCAAAAAAAUACAAUAGAUAUAUUUGAUAAAUUUUUAAAAUAUGAAAUACUACUUUCAACAACUGAUGAUAAAAAAAUAGUUGAAUUGAACUUAGAAAACAUUAAACAAGAAAUAUCUAAAGCAAAUAUUUAUAAUGAUGGUUCUAAAAUAGUACGUAAAAUUAUUAAGGAAAAACAAGAAAUUCCUAAUGUUGAAAUUUAUAAUGGUGAUUGUUUAAGUCAUGCAUUAGAUUUAAAACAAAAAGGAUACAAUCCAUUAGUGCUAAAUAUGGCCAAUGCUGAUCAUCCUGGUGGAGGUUAUAAAUAUGGUGCAAGAGCUCAGGAAGAAAAUUUAUUUCGUCGUACUAAUUUAUUUCAAUAUCUUGAACCAAGAAGAGAUGAUUGGUAUCCAAUUCCAAUAUUUGAUGGUAUUUAUUGUCCAAAUGCAACUGUAAUCAAAGCUAAUGAACAAGAAGGAUAUCAAUUAUUAGAAAUUCCAGAAACAAUGUCUUUUGUUACGGUUGCAGCAUUAUGUCGACCAGAUCUUGUAGAAGAUCCUGAUAAUUAUGGAGGACCUACUUUAAAAGAUAUGGAUAAAUCAAUAACCAAACAAAAAAUCAGAACAAUUUUAAAUAUUGGAUUGGAUAAUAAUCAUGAUUCAAUUGUUUUGAGUGCAUUUGGUUGUGGAGCAUUCAGCAAUCCUCCAUCAACCAUAGCAAAAUUAUUUCAUGAAGUUAUCAUGAAUGAGUAUUUCGGUAAUGGUGAAAAUUUACCACAAACUUAUAAACAUAUUUCUUUUGCUAUAUUUGAUGACGAUAACUCUAAACAAUGGACAAAUGAAGGAAAUUUUAAACCUUUUCAAAGAUUAUUUGGGAAAGGUUUGGUGAAAGAGGAAGAAGGCUUGAUGAAAAAGGAAGGAAGUUUAAUGAAAGAAGGUGAUGGAUUGGAGAAAGAAGAUGUAUUGGUAGUUAAAGAAGGAGGUGAAUGA